Rodentolepis nana is the source of this 843-nucleotide messenger RNA. The record is from the annotation of a GenBank genome assembly. Lineage: Eukaryota; Metazoa; Platyhelminthes; Cestoda; Cyclophyllidea; Hymenolepididae.
AUGUCUCCCUCAAGUGCUCACCGAUUUUCAUUUUCUCGUCCUUCAAUAUCCUUUGCCGUCGGUUUCGCUUUGGGGACGGUUGUAGGAGUACUUGGAGUCAAAUAUGUCAGUUAUAUUCUCUCAAAUAAGCACAGUUCUGAUCAGUUACUAAAGAAAUUAGAAACGGUUCAACAGAGUUUUGCCAAUCGUACCGAAGGAUCUGUGGCUGCAGAGGCAAUUCUGGACAGUGACACAAGUGAUGAUGAAUUUUUUGACGCCACUGGAGGAUUUUCGAGUGAUUGUAGCGGUGAAUUCACAUCUGCGCGUUCCUCUUCCGUAUCCCUUUUCUCACUGGUGCCGCCGAACCAACCACUUCCCUCUGAAGUGAUGUUCACUUUGGAUAGGCUUGCCCAAUCAGCUAGUCGUGCUACACCGGGCCGAGAUCUCAAAUCCAAAGCCGAAACGUACUACUUCAUGUGUCUGGAGAACAAAAAGAAAUUUAGACAUCAUCCGGCCUUUCUCUGGCGAUUCACUCGAGCAGUUUAUUUCAUGUAUCUAGCCAAAAUAACAGAUCCUGCUCCUACUGCUUCUGGACCCCCCUCCUCCUCGGAGAACAGCGAUUGGGUAGAUGUGGGUCUCUCGAUUGCUCGCUCCGCUGUUCGCCAGGCUGAUAUUGUCAAAACGAUGCCUGUGGAUGGUGCAGAAAAUUGCAAUGACAUGCGGAAAGAUGCCGCAAGGGCCUAUCAGUGGUUAGCUGUAUUUAUUGGACUCCUGGCCAAUAGCUCAAAUACUGCAAUUGCUCAAAGGAUUCAAUUGGGCUAUGAGUUUGAAGUGAGUGUUGUUGUUGGAGCAAGAACUGUGUAA